CUGAGCACAUCCUCCUCCGGGAAGCUUCAGGGCCAGUCUUCUUCACGGUACCCGGGAUCUCUUCCAGAACCGACGGUUCCUUAGAGAUGGAGGUUGUAGGGAAAAGUGAUCUGUUAUUUUUAUAGAGCUCCCUUAAAAAAGAAAGAUUGUAGGAAGACGUCCUUUUGGAGUAACUUUCAUUCUCUAUUUUUCGCGAGUCACCAAACUUUCCUCUUGCGUCGAAAAUGUUUCAUUUUGGGAUCUACAGUGUUUGGAUUUUAUUCGUCGCCGUUUUCAACGUCGCUCUGUGCAACUACUCCGAGGACCAGUGCAGCUGGAGAGGAAGCGGGCUGUCCCAGCAGCCGGGCAGCGUGGAGCAGAUCUCCCUGCACUGCUCCGAGGGCACCCUGGACUGGCUGUACCCCCAGGGGGCGCUGCGGCUCAGCCUGUCGCCCCGCCUGCCCUCGGCGGCCGUGGGGCCGGGCGGCGGCGGCGGCAGCUCGGGCCUCAUCACGGCCUGCGUCAAGCCCUCCGGAGACUUCCACGGGGCCCAGCUGUACCUGGAGCGGGACGGGGUGCUGGAGCUGCUGCUGGGGGACCGCGGGGCGGACCCCGCCGCGCCCCCCAGGGUGCGCUGCUUCAGCCGGCUGCCCGGGGAGAGGCUGGCCCUCUACCUGCAGGCCACGCCCCACCAGGACAUCAGCCGACGCAUCGCCGCCUUCCGCUACGAGCUGAGAGGGGAUUGGACGGCUCGGCUGUCCCUGGACUCCAACCGCGUCAGCAGCGAAGAUGCCUGCAGGCCCUGCAACAACACCGAGAUCCUGAUGGCCGUCUGCACCAGCGACUUCGUGGUGCGAGGCAACAUCCGCUCGGUGGAGGCGGACCAGAGCCUCCGGGCGGCGGUCAUCAAGGUCAGCGCCACCCGCGUCUUCCGCCAGAAGUACGCCCUGUUCACGGGCGCGGGCCGGCUGACCCGCCGCGGCGACAUCAGGACCUUCCAGCAGUGCGGCGUGCGGCCCGGUGCCGGCAGCUUCCUGUUCACCGGCCGGGUGCACUUCGGCGAGGCGUGGCUGGGCUGCGCGCCGCGCUACAAGGACUUCCUGCAGGCCUACCUGGUCGCCAAGGAGGCGCGGCAGAUCCCGUGUGAGCUGGCGGUGGACUGAAGUCAGAACCGGGGAGAGACACUACGGCGCCGUUCUGAAGCUCGGAACCCAGAGCUUGAAGACCCGGGUUCUGAACCCGGGUCUCCCAGGGUGCACAGAGCCUGAUCCACACAGGAGCCAGUCCUGAUGCGAGCGUCCUGAAUGUGAUGUCCGCCGAGAAGCCAGGGGGACCACCGUGUGGUCCGGUGGUUUGAUUCCAGGGGGACCACCGGGUGAUCCUGUGGUUUGAUUCCCAGUGCAAUAAGCUGUGAGCUCCCCUCCCCAGACCAGGGGAGAUGGAGAUGAACUAUCUGCUGCUGAAAUACCACCAAACUGUUCUAGAAGAAGCAUUCCUGUCAAUGCAGGCUCGCUGACGCCCCCGCUGAGGAGGACUGCUCGGGCGGUGCAUUCAAGGAACUCAGGAAACGAGGAAUGUUUUGUAUGGUUCUGAAUGGUUCUGAAUGGUUCUUGUAUGAAAUGUGUUGGGAGAUCCAUUCUGGAGUUGGAAACAGGAAGAAGAAUUAAAGUUCAUGUUUUCAUAGCUAGUGACGAGGCAGCCAGUCCCCAUCGGCGCUGUUCCUUAGCAGGCGAAAUGUAGUCAUUUAAAAUUAUAUAAAAUUAAUGAAUUAAAAUUUGCACUGAUAAGGAGAUGGACGUCUGAAAGAGAGAUGCUAGAAGCAAUGAACCAAAUGCAUAGCGACUAUAUGUAGCAUAGCAGAGCAACUGAGAAGUUAAUAUAUGUGGCCCAGAGCUGAAGCGAGCAUGAAGCUACGCUAGGCUAGGUUAAAGCUUUGCAGACUUUUAGCUCAGAGGAGUGCUGAAAGCACUUUUUCGUAACCUAGCUGGCCGAUCUGGUUGGUGAAUAGGUCCAGGGGUCCACUUCCCUGAAUAAUCAUCUUGAAGAGAUGUGUCCUCUAGCCAGGCUACCCCCCCCCCCCCCCCCCCCCCCCUUUCGUUGGUUUAAUCAUCUCAAACACCUUAUCUCAUUCUUUCCUCAACACUGCUUGAUUUUAAAGUGGUUUUCAUGUGAAAACUUUGUUCCCAAAAACACGCCAUUUCACGGUGAGGCCAUCACACCAGGAAUACCAAGAAGACUGAGCUAAAGGGCCUCAGAAGGCCAGCAGCACCUACCCCCUGGUUCGCUGCUUUUAUCUGCACUAGUGGAAAACACAGGGAGUGGGGUCAAACCAAACCAGUAGAAGCUGUUCACUGCCAUUUGAUACAGUUUAUAUUGUUUGUACGUUCUGUUCAUACCAAUGUGAAUGUAAAUAUGUUAAUAAGAAAAUUUAGAAAUUAACUUGGAAAAAAAUGUUCAAGUGUUGUCUAUUAUCUGCUUUCUGUGUUAUUAAAAUGUUUC
Gadus chalcogrammus (walleye pollock) is the source of this 2478-nucleotide messenger RNA. It is a transcript of the gene metrn, whose product is annotated as meteorin, glial cell differentiation regulator. Gene Ontology annotation, molecular function: hormone activity. Gene Ontology annotation, biological process: positive regulation of axonogenesis; glial cell differentiation. The coding region runs from base 225 to 1142 and encodes 305 amino acids. NCBI's taxonomy places the organism in Eukaryota, Metazoa, Chordata, Actinopteri, Gadiformes, Gadidae. The transcript has 4 exons. The record is from RefSeq and is a predicted model, not a curated record.